Molecule: messenger RNA, 2049 nt
Organism: Myripristis murdjan (pinecone soldierfish)
Lineage: Eukaryota; Metazoa; Chordata; Actinopteri; Holocentriformes; Holocentridae
Gene: npepl1
Product: aminopeptidase like 1
Exons: 12
Coding region: 269-1840 (523 amino acids)
Biological process (GO): proteolysis
Cellular component (GO): cytoplasm
Molecular function (GO): metalloaminopeptidase activity; manganese ion binding
Source: RefSeq, a predicted model, not a curated record
GAGAAAGGCAGCGACUGACAAACAAAAAAUCCACUGCUGUUGCCUACUGUCUAAAGUUUUCCUUCCUCCAUCCCAACACCCGUCCGGUUUGCCUCUGUCGGGAAAAAUAAAUAAUUUCUCCACAACUUAACCAGCAAGAGCCACUCUCCUGGGUGCCAGGGUUUCACUUCCGCUCCGUUUCCGGCUACAGUGCGCCGGGUUGCGGCUAGCCGAGGUAAACGCCACUCGGUCGAUCCACAGGCGCUUCUCCUCUCUGUUGUUCGCAAAAAUGGCGAACGUGGUGCUGGAGUUCACGGCUUCUGCCGGUGACUCGGAGCCGCAGAGUCGCCCCGUCUUGAUCAUUGGGCAGCAGACGAGCCUGCAGCAGGUGAACUGGAGCCAGAUCAAGGGGAAGCUGCAGCCAGUCGUCAGCAAAGAGGUCUGGCAGGCGGCCCUCAGUGCUUUGAACCCGAACCCCACGGACAGUUGUCCUCUGUACCUGAACCAUGCGGCGGUGGCAGCCCUUCCCUCGCGGGUCAGCCGACACAACAGCCCCUCUUCUGCCCACUUUGUCUCCCGUCUGGUCCGAACCUGUCUGCCCGGAGGGACUAAUCGCUGCAUUGUGAUGGUAUGUGAACGCUCUGAUGUGUUUGCGUCCGCCUGUGCCAUUGCCCGGGCGUUCCCCCUCUUCUCCCGCCGCUCUACAUCCUCACGCAGGACUGAGAAGAAGCAGGUCACCAUAGAGUUUGUGAUUAUCGGCCAAGACAGCGGUCCUCUUGACCCCACAGAACUGGAGUGUCUUUCCAACGCUGCAGAUGGAGUGAGGCUGGCUGCUCGUAUUGUGGACACGCCAUGCAACGAGAUGAGCACAGAUCACUUCUUAGAUGAGAUCAGGGCUGUAGGAACUGAACUUGGAAUCACUCCUGUCAUCAUUCGAGGAGAGGAGCUGAAGCAAAAAGGGUUUGGAGGUAUUUAUGGCGUUGGCAAGGCGGCAGUGCACCCACCUGCACUGGCAGUGUUGAGUCACACACCAGAUGGUGCGACCCAAAGUAUUGCAUGGGUGGGCAAGGGCAUCGUGUACGACACUGGAGGACUGAGCAUCAAGGGAAAGACCACAAUGCCAGGGAUGAAGAGAGAUUGUGGUGGAGCUGCGGCCAUUUUGGGAGCCUUCAAAGCCACCGUUAAACAGGGCUUUAAGGAUAAUCUCCACGCGGUGUUCUGCCUGGCGGAGAACGCAGUUGGACCCACCGCCACACGGCCUGAUGACAUCCACACUCUCUACUCUGGAAAGACAGUGGAGAUCAACAACACAGAUGCCGAGGGCCGGCUGGUGUUGUCUGACGGCGUGGUGUACGCCAGUAAAGACCUGUCAGCUGACAUUAUUCUGGAUAUGGCCACACUGACAGGGGCGCAGGGGAUCUCCACAGGGAAGUACCAUGCAGCCGUGAUGACUAACAGCGAGCAGUGGGAGGCUGCGUGUGUGCGCGCCGGCCGCAGCAGCGGGGACCUCGCUCACCCGCUGGUGUACUGCCCCGAGCUGCACUUCAGCGAGUUCACCUCCGCUGUGGCCGACAUGAAGAACUCUGUGGCAGACCGGGAGAACGCCCAGAGCUCCUGCGCAGGCCUCUUCAUUGGUUCCCACCUGGGCUUUGACUGGCCGGGUGUCUGGGUCCACGUGGACAUAGCCUCUCCUGUCCAUGCUGGGGAGCGUGCCACAGGGUUCGGCGUUGCUUUGCUCAUGGCUCUGUUUGGUCAGGCGUCAGAUGACCCCAUUCUCAACCAGGUGUCCCCUCUUGGUGUGGCCAGCGCCGUCCCAGGAGAGCAAAUGGAGCGGGACUGCAAAAGGAGAAGACUGGUCUAGACACGCAGAGCGGGCUCCUUCUCCACCGUAACCGCUCGGCUCCCACCAGACACCCUCACUUUUUGAUGCAAGUGCUCGUUCAUGUGGGUGAAAUAAAGUAUGCAGGAUUUUGUUUGUCCUGUUCGAAAACCGUGAUUCAACUUAUGUGUUAAAUAAGAUUCGACGUGACAGAAUAAACCAGAUCAGCAUUUAAAAAAAAAAAAAAAAAA